GCUCCUCUCCCGUUGAUCGUUCAAUAACCUUUUACUGUUGGAGAAUCGCUGUUCCAUCUAGUCGCCAUGAGUCAUGGAAUCCCCCGCCACAGCGCGAAAGCAGAGCGGUCCGAGGAAGCAUACCAACAAGAACUCCGGAAAAUCGAAAGUUAUCGAGAACUUGAUCAAUUAGUUCGCGGAAAGAUCGCAGAGCAUCAGUAUACACCCGAAACGCUAGAGAAAAUAUCCGAAUUACUGGGCAGAAACCCAGAGUACUACACCGUGUGGAACUACCGACGCCAAGUUCUGCGGCAUGAGUUCUCACGAGCACUGUCAAGCGACUCGGAGGUUUCUGCAGCUGAUCAGAUUACUGCCUGGAUCAAAAAGGAUUUACUGUUUUUGAUCCCGCUUCUACGCAGCUUUCCUAAGUGUUAUUGGAUCUGGAACUACCGGCUAUGGCUGCUCGACGAAGCCAAGCGCCUUCUUCCGCUGCCUAUCGCCCGCAGAAUAUGGGAAGAGGAACUUGCGCUAGCCGGCAAGAUGUUAAGCUUAGAUAGCAGAAACUUCCAUGGUUGGGGUUACCGGCACUUUGUCGUGCAAACUCUAGAGCAAUUGACGUCCAGAGAGACCGGCAAGGGCAGCAUGACGCAAACCGAGUUCGAGUAUGCGAAGAAGAUGGUCGGCGCAAAUCUGUCGAAUUUCUCUGCAUGGCAUUAUCGGACGAAGCUCAUCCAACGGCUAUUGGACGAGCAAUCGGCCAGCGACGAGGAACGAAGAAAGAUACUGAAUGACGGUAAGGUUGCCCCUUCGGCCAUCCGCACCGGCGCAUUGGCUAAUGAGACAUGGCUCUGUAGAGCUUGAGCUCAUCCAUCGCGCCCUUUGUGACCCAUAUGAUCAGUCGCUGUGGUUUUACCACCAAAAUCUCAUGUGCACCUUCGACCCGGCACUGUCAGGGCAGACGAUGGCUCCCAAUCUAACGAAUCCCGAGCGGCGGGAGUACAUUCGACGUGAGAUUGAGGAAAUCGAAGAAAUGCUGGACGGUGCCGAAGACUGCAAGUACAUCUACCAGGCGCUGAUCGACUGUACGGUGUUGGCGUCCAAGGUGGAAGGCCGCAUGAGCAGUGAUGACCAGCAGAAAAUCCGGGGCUGGCUCUCCGAAUUGAAGCAGCUGGACCCGCUGCGACAGGGACGAUGGCUAGAUUUCGAGCGAUCACUGUGCAGAUGAGGGUCAUCCCUUACCUCGAUGCAUGUAGGAUGUAGGCAAUGAUAGCGGUGCUGCUGGGUCUACGCCCAUCUACUUAUAGAAAUUCGCGACGACGAUGAUUACGACAGUUAAACUAUGAAUAAUUGCCUUUCUAACAGACAGGGAUAAAGACUCCGUGGUCGUCUAGGGAUCUGCUGCAUGGCUGAGGGAAGGGGGAAUUCGGAAAUGUUUCAGAAUAACAAGUGGCCACAGCGGCGUUCAACGAUUGCCAUCGGGACUGGGAAUCCAUGUCAAUCCGCUUUAAGGGCUAGAGAAACGAAGGGAAAAUAUGAAGUAUAGAGAGAAACACCAAGAAACCCACAGGAUCCGUGUCGAAAGACAGGCAGUC
Messenger RNA from Aspergillus melleus, 1571 nucleotides. It is a transcript of the gene BET4, whose product is annotated as Rab geranylgeranyltransferase, variant 2. The transcript has 3 exons. NCBI's taxonomy places the organism in Eukaryota, Fungi, Ascomycota, Eurotiomycetes, Eurotiales, Aspergillaceae. Gene Ontology annotation, cellular component: cytoplasm; Rab-protein geranylgeranyltransferase complex. The record is from RefSeq and is a predicted model, not a curated record. Gene Ontology annotation, molecular function: Rab geranylgeranyltransferase activity. Gene Ontology annotation, biological process: protein geranylgeranylation. Bases 67 to 840 code for a protein of 257 amino acids.